GCAAUGCAGCAAGUCUUGGAAAAUCUUACAGAGCUGCCCUCAUCUACAGGAGCAGAAGAAAUAGACCUAAUUUUCCUCAAGGGGAUUAUGGAGAAUCCUAUUGUAAAAUCACUUGCUAAGGCUCAUGAGAGGCUUGAAGAUUCAAAAUUAGAAGCUGUCAGUGACAAUAACUUGGAAUUAGUCAAUGAAAUUCUUGAAGAUAUCACUCCUCUGAUAAAUGUGGAUGAAAAUGCAGCAGAGCUGGUUGGUAUACUCAAAGAGCCUCAUUUCCAAUCACUCUUGGAAGCCCAUGAUAUUGUCGCAUCAAAGUGUUACGAUUCACCUCCAUCAAGUCCAGAAAUGAAUAAUUCUAUCAAUAAUCAGUUAUUACCAGUAGAUGCCAUUCGUAUUCUUGGUAUUCACAAAAGAGCUGGGGAACCAUUGGGUGUUACAUUUAGAGUUGAAAAUAAUGAUCUAGUAAUUGCCCGAAUCCUUCAUGGAGGAAUGAUAGAUCGACAAGGUCUCCUGCAUGUGGGAGAUAUCAUUAAAGAAGUCAAUGGCCAUGAGGUUGGAAAUAAUCCAAAAGAAUUACAAGAAUUACUGAAAAAUAUUAGUGGAAGUGUCACCCUAAAAAUUUUACCAAGUUACAGAGAUACCAUUACUCCUCAACAGAGUUGCAUCAAUAUGGAGAGGCAACCAGCACGCGUCCGGCAGGUAUUUGUGAAGUGUCAUUUUGAUUAUAAUCCAUACAAUGAUAACCUGAUACCCUGCAAAGAAGCAGGACUGAAGUUUUCCAAAGGAGAAAUUCUUCAGAUUGUAAACAGAGAAGAUCCAAAUUGGUGGCAGGCUAGCCAUGUGAAAGAGGGAGGCAGUGCUGGUCUCAUUCCAAGCCAGUUCCUGGAAGAGAAGAGAAAGGCAUUUGUUAGAAGAGACUGGGACAAUUCAGGACCUUUCUGUGGAACCAUAAGUAGCAAAAAAAAGAAAAAGAUGAUGUAUCUCACGACCAGAAAUGCAGAAUUUGAUCGUCAUGAAAUCCAGAUAUAUGAAGAGGUUGCCAAAAUGCCCCCCUUCCAGAGAAAAACGCUAGUAUUGAUAGGAGCUCAGGGUGUGGGCAGACGAAGCUUGAAAAACAGGUUCAUAGUACUGAAUCCCAGUAGAUUUGGAACUACAGUGCCAUUUACUUCACGGAAGCCAAGGGAAGAUGAAAAAGAUGGCCAAGCAUAUAAAUUUGUGUCACGAUCAGAGAUGGAAGCAGAUAUUAAAGCUGGAAAGUAUUUGGAGCAUGGGGAAUAUGAAGGAAACCUCUACGGAACGAAGAUAGACUCUAUUCUUGAAGUUGUCCAAACUGGACGGACAUGUAUUUUGGAUGUCAACCCACAAGCACUGAAAGUGUUGAGGACUUCAGAGUUCAUGCCGUAUGUGGUCUUUAUUGCUGCCCCAGAGCUAGAGACACUACGUGCCAUGCACAAGGCUGUGGUGGAUGCAGGGAUCACCACCAAGCUUCUGACUGAUUCAGACUUGAAGAAAACAGUGGAUGAAAGUGCCCGGAUUCAGAGAGCCUACAACCACUAUUUUGAUCUGAUCAUCAUAAAUGACAAUCUAGACAAAGCCUUUGAGAAACUACAAACUGCCACAGAGAAACUGAGAAUGGAGCCACAGUGGGUUCCAAUCAGCUGGGUUUACUGAUGAUACAAUAGGCUAACAAUUAAAAUAAAACUAGUGACUCAACAAAUAAACCUUCUGCUGAGAGAAUACAUGCACAGAUAGAAGAUAAUCUGCCCAAUCAAGGCAUUUUUAUUGUGUAGAAUGAAAUAACAGUACACUAUUCUGAAUUUUUAUAUAAAAUGUGGUUGAGAAGGUGUACUAAUAUAUAAUUUAUCUUAAUUUUUCUAACUUUUUAUGGAUAAUCUUUCUAUUCAUAUCACAUAAAGAAAUGCGUUGAAGCA
This is a messenger RNA of Dipodomys spectabilis (banner-tailed kangaroo rat), 1925 nucleotides long. RefSeq names its product protein associated with LIN7 2, MAGUK family member (gene Pals2). Bases 4 to 1665 code for a protein of 553 amino acids. The record is from RefSeq and is a predicted model, not a curated record. Lineage: Eukaryota; Metazoa; Chordata; Mammalia; Rodentia; Heteromyidae. The transcript is spliced from 12 exons. Gene Ontology annotation, cellular component: cell-cell junction; plasma membrane. Gene Ontology annotation, molecular function: protein binding.